Molecule: messenger RNA, 970 nt
Organism: Ceratotherium simum simum (southern white rhinoceros)
Lineage: Eukaryota; Metazoa; Chordata; Mammalia; Perissodactyla; Rhinocerotidae
Source: RefSeq, a predicted model, not a curated record
GGUCACAGACUGGCGGGCUGGCGCACCGGCAUGGGGACCCCGCGGGCGCCCUGGCCACUCGUCUGGGCCGUGCUGCAGCUGGGCUGGCGGCCAGGUUGGCUCCUAGACUCCCCGGACAGGCCCUGGAGCCCCCUCACCUUCUCCCCGGCCCGGCUCACAGUGCCCGAGGGGGCGAAUGCCACCUUCACCUGCAGCUUCUCCAACACAUCCGAACACUUCGUACUCAACUGGUACCGCAUGAGCCCCAGCAACCAGACGGACAAGCUGGCCGCCUUCCCCGAGGACAGCAGCCAGCCGGGCCAGAACAGGCGCUUCCGUGUCACGCGGCUGCCCAACGGGCGAGAUUUCCACAUGAGCGUCGUCGCCGCCCGGCGCAAUGACAGUGGCAUCUACCUCUGCGGGGCCAUCUCCCUGCCUCCCAAGGCGCAGAUCAACGAGAGCCCCCGCGCAGAGCUCACGGUGACAGAGAGAGUCCUGGAGCCGCCCACAGAGCACCCCAGCCCCCCACCCAGGCCCACAGGCCAGCUACAGGGCCUGGUCGUGGGCAUCACGAGUGUCCUGGUGGGUGUCCCGCUGGUCCUGCUGCUGACCUGGGUUCUGGCCGCCGCCUUCCCCAGGGCCAUUCAAGGUAAUGCCCCUGCCGCUGACUCCUCUCCCUCUCUCCCUAAGAAGGAGGGCCCCUCCGCUGCGCCCGUGUUCACUGUGGACUACGGGGAGCUGGACUUCCAGUGGCGAGAGAAGACCCCCGAGCCCCCCGCCCCCUGCAUCCCUGAACAGACUGAGUACGCCACCAUCGUCUUCCCCAGCAGGCCGUGUUCGCCAGGCCGCAGGGCCUCCGCCGACGACCCCCAGGGGCCACGGCCUCUGAGGCCCGAGGAUGGACACUGCUCUUGGCCCCUCUGAUGGGCUCCCUCCACUGGCCCGAGUCCUUCAGACCCUCUGCCGAGAGCCCAGGCGGCACCUUCCCUGG